Molecule: messenger RNA, 1752 nt
Organism: Penicillium soppii
Lineage: Eukaryota; Fungi; Ascomycota; Eurotiomycetes; Eurotiales; Aspergillaceae
Product: RNA methyltransferase, TrmH family
Exons: 1
Coding region: 1-1752 (583 amino acids)
Biological process (GO): rRNA methylation
Cellular component (GO): mitochondrion
Molecular function (GO): RNA methyltransferase activity; RNA binding
Source: RefSeq, a predicted model, not a curated record
AUGAUGCUCAAUAUUAUCUCAAGAACGACGCGCUAUCAAACUAGAGUCCCGAGCUCUUCUCAUUUAACAUUGACAAUCCGACAUGCAUCAUUGAACUCAGCAAUUGGUCGGGGCAUUCGAAGAUCGCAGUCUGUGGACCGAGAGGAUCGUCGGGACAACAAUUCCCCCAGGAGCGCGAGACAAUACGAAAGAUCAAACAAUCCAAACGCUGCGGGAACAUUCCGGUCAAAAUUCGGAGAUAGAGAUGGGUCAAACUUUAGGCAAUAUUUCCGCAAUGACUAUGAAUCCCGUCAACGAGCCGAUAGAUCAGCAGGAACAAGCUUCAGACGACCAUUCCGCAAUGACCACGAAUCCCGUGAGCCACGACCCGAGAGACGCGAGCGAAAGUAUGAGAAUCAAUCAGACGAGUUGAGUUUUAAAUCGCAUGACCGACGAGAACCAGCAUGGCCCGGCAACGAAUCUCAAUUUGCUCGACGUGCGCGUCAAGAAAGGCCCAAAGAGCCCGAUUUUGAUGAAGAUGAGUUCAUUCGCUCUGGUAAUUUCCGCGCACUCCCCCGUGAACAUCAAUCACGGUUCCAACCUCGCUCGCACGAAAAUCAAUUCCCACGGCCGGGAAGAGAAAGGCCUUCCGUGGAUGACCCCAUGGAGAAGCAGUCAAAGUCUAGAGCGCAUCGUGUGACUAGCAGCAUGCCGGAGCGUGUGAAGGAGAAUGUCAAAGUCCCCGAUACGAUUCCGUACACCACACCAGCGUCGGAGUUCAUCUAUGGUACUAGUGCCGUGGAGGCGGCGCUGCGCUGCAGCAGACGUCAAAUAUACAAGCUUUACAUCUAUCAGGCCGCAGAGGAAGAUUUGAGCCCAGCAAAGAUCACAAUCCGCAAACUGGCAUUGUCAAAGAACAUUGCAGUCAAAAUGGCAUUUGCCGGAUGGGAUCGAUUGAUGGAUAAGAUGAGUGCUGGGCGACCUCACAACGGGUGCAUCUUGGAAGCAUCGCCGCUGCCAAAAUUGCCCGUACGUGGCUUCCAGGCUGUGCCAUCUAUAUCAGAGGAAUAUUUCCGGGCGGAGCUUGCGCCACAAACCCGGGAAGAAGCUGCGGUAAAUGGCACCGACGAUCGUAUCCCGAUUCACCACCCUCCUCCGCCCCCGCAUGAUCAUCAGCAAGCCUAUCGAUACCCCGUGGCUUUGCUACUGGAUGGAGUUGUCGAUCCUGGUAACAUGGGUGCCAUCAUCCGUUCAUCCUAUUUUCUGGGGAUCGAUGCCAUUGUGCUCGCUGGGCGCAACUCUGCGCCCCUAUCCCCCGUUACGAUCAAGGCUUCUGCCGGCGCUGCUGAGAACAUGACCAUCCUUCACGUGAAGAAUGAAGUUGAUUUCAUCCAACGGUCCAAAGAAAAUGGAUGGCGCUUCUAUGCCGCAGAUGCGCCAGGCCCCGGAUCUGUUUACCUGGAUCACGCCGCGGCCGAAGGCGAUCAGGGUGGAGUCAAGCUACCAUUUGCCACGGCUCCUAGUGUCCUGAUGAUGGGCAGUGAGGGCUCUGGACUUAGCUCGCACAUUAAGUCGCACGCAAAUGCAACGGUCAGCAUCCCAGGUGCUCGACACAGUCCCGUUCUAGGUGUCACAUCGGACCCUGCCCGCAUCGACAGUCUGAAUGUCAGUGUUGCUGCUGCGCUAUUGAUGGAGAAGUUCCUGCGUACCCCGGUUGCUGUGGCUGAGACUGUCAAAAAGGAGAAGAAUGAUGGAAGGGACAAGAUGUGGUAA